CAUAAAGAAGUCCUCACAGAAAGUCAUCAAUCAGAGCUGAGUAGAGUCGGUUUAGAGCUAAACGCUAAUACAGCAGCUGUUUGUUUAAAGCUUUGAAUCAAAAUAAAUCAGAAAAGGAAUGAGAUGGCCCUCCUGUGUCAGCAAUAAGGAGCUUUUUCUCACAGGAAGUGGAUUCAUCUGUGCUGUGAGGCUGAGUUGAUGUGUUCUUCAGACUGACAGAAAGUCUGAGAGAAGAGACAGAAGAGAGAACAAUGUCUGACUCCUCAUCUCUGUUGGUGACCUUGAUGCUCACAUUAACAGCAGCAAGUCCACUGAUGACAGUGAUGGAGGUCAGAGAUGGAGAUGAAGCCCCUUUAACUUGUUCAGGUGGAAGAGAUCUCCAUAAUGGAUGUAAAAGUGUGACUUGGAUCUAUGAUGAUUCAACAAACACAGUAACUCUGUUUGAACAUGGAAAGAUUCACAAAGAUGCUGGAUCUAAAUCAGACAGACUGGAUCUCUCUGAGGACUGUUCUCUGGUUCUGAAGAAGAUCACAGCUGAGGAUGAAGGUCGAUACUCCUGCAGACUGUCCAGACCCUUCAGAUCAAAACUCACAGAUGUUGUUGUUCGUCUGACUAUCAUUGAUGAAAAGGAAACAACCAGUAAAACACCCUGGCGGAGCUCAGAAACUCUGCUAACAUCAGAUAUAAGAACAUCUGCUGAAGGAAACCAAAGUCCUGCAGUCUCUUCCUGGAGGAUCUUCUAUGUUCCUGUGGGCUUAGCAGUUCUCUCUGUCAUCACUGUGUUGGUCAUCAUGAAGACAAGAACAAAGAUGAGAACAUCAAACUGUUCCAAAGACAGAGUCCAACCAGAACCACUAAACACAGUCAGCAGUUCUGCUAAGAUCUCCCAGAGUGACGAUGAUGUCCUGAGUGAUGAAGACAUGCAGGUUUCUCUGCACCAAUGAAGACAUGAACACAUUUCUGAGCUGCAAGUCUUCAUGCUUCAGUCCAUUCACCAGCAGGUUUUGUUAAUUUGAGUAAACUCUGGGCUUGAAAUUAUUUUUUGCAAAUGUGCAAAAAAUAUGAACUGUAGCUAAAAUGUAAUCUAUGAUUGUUUUUGUCUCAUAAUAAAGGAAUUCUUAAGCUUUUAAUGACAUUUAUGACAUAAUUUUAGUGGUU
This is a messenger RNA of Oryzias latipes (Japanese medaka), 1158 nucleotides long. The record is from RefSeq and is a predicted model, not a curated record. NCBI's taxonomy places the organism in Eukaryota, Metazoa, Chordata, Actinopteri, Beloniformes, Adrianichthyidae.